AUGGCUUCAAAACAACUUGGUAAAAAGUUUCAGCCAAAAAAACCUCAGAGAGCCUCAUUUUCAGUCAAAACUCGACAAGACGGACCCGUGCUGCUCAUCGGAAUCAAUCGUCCGCACAAGAAGAACUGUGUGAACCACGCGACGGCUCUGCAGCUCAUCGACGCGUUCGAGCGAUUCAACGAGGACGAGGCGCUGAAGACGGCGGUGCUUUACGGCGAAGGCGGCACGUUCUGCGCCGGCUACGAUCUGGAGUCAGUGUCGAAGGCCGAGCAUGAGGUGGUCGACGAGACUUUCUUCGACAAGUACCGAUACAUGGGACCGUCCAUCAUGAAGAUCAAGAAGCCGUUGAUCGCGGCGAUCGAGGGGUACGCGGUGGCCGGCGGGCUCGAGCUCUCGCUUAUCGCUGAUUUGCGGGUCGCCUCGUCUUCCGCCAAGUUCGGCGUGUUCUGCCGACGCGUCGGAGUUCCCCUGAUCGACGGCGGAACUGUCAGACUGCCACGUGUUAUCGGACUCGGCAGAGCGCUCGAUAUGAUUCUGACAGGCCGCGAGGUUCGGUCGGAAGAGGCCUUCCAGUGGGGACUCGUCAAUCGGAUCGCCGAGGAAGGGAAGGCUGUGGAAGAGGCGGUCGCACUCGGGAAGCUGAUCGCCAAACAUCCGGAACAGUGCAUGCUGGCCGACCGACAAUCCACGUACUACUCGUUGGAUCACACGGAAGACGAGAGCUUUGCGUACGAGUUCGGAAGCACCAAAGUGCUCGCGGAGAGCAUCAAAGGAGCACAGAAGUUUAUCGAAGAGCAGAAGAACAGAAAGUCAAAGCUGUAA
Caenorhabditis sp. 36 PRJEB53466 is the source of this 822-nucleotide messenger RNA. Lineage: Eukaryota; Metazoa; Nematoda; Chromadorea; Rhabditida; Rhabditidae. The record is from the annotation of a GenBank genome assembly.